Messenger RNA from Linum tenue, 2763 nucleotides. The record is from the annotation of a GenBank genome assembly. NCBI's taxonomy places the organism in Eukaryota, Viridiplantae, Streptophyta, Magnoliopsida, Malpighiales, Linaceae.
AUGGAUUUCUCGGAGGAAUGGAAGUCCUUCUUCCCAAUCGGCAGCGUCUUCGGGGCGCCUCUCCUCCUCUCGAGCCGCGCAACCAGGGACGUCCUGGGUCCUCUCUGUUUCAACCCAGACCCCGAUUCCUCAACCCUGCUCUUCGAUUCCCCGGCUCUUUCUCCUCCUAUUAUCAAUCCUCCUUCCCACCUCUCGUUCUCUCGUUUCCUCGCUACCUCAGCUUCCGCCCACCACGAUUCUUACGUUCCUCUCUCCACCGUCUCCUGCAUCAACUCCUCCUUCCGCCCUCAAUCUUCCGGUGAUGACAGCGACAACGCAGCUUCCUGGCUUGCUCGCAAUCGAAUUCAACUCCUUAGGUCUCCUCAGGGGAACUCCGUUAUCGUCUUCUUCCCCUCCGGCUCCAAUUUUGACCAAAUUGGGUUUCUGGUGUUGGAAGCGAAAGAGGGUAGCUUGAAUGCAUGUGGGAAUGCCACUGGCGGCGUUUUCAGCGCCAAUAAGCAAUUGAGUCAGCGGAUUAGAGGGGUUUUGGUUAACCCAGUUGCAGGUUCAGGCUGGCUUGGAGGUGGGUCUUCUGCUGCUUCUUCUGAUGCUGUUAUUGGGUAUUUGUUGGUUUAUUGUAUUUAUUCAGUGCAUUGGUUCUGCGUUAGAAUUGGUGGAGGUAGUAAAAAGCCUGCAGUGGUAUAUAUGGGUUCCAGAAUGUUCAAAAGCUCUGCCGUUGUGAGUGCUUGUUGGAGUCCGCAUUUGCCUGAAGAGAGUGUGGUUCUGCUGGAGAAUGGUUCAUUGUUUUUGUUUGAUUUGGAGUCAGAUAGUUCUAGCUCGUGUUUUAGAGGGACACGGUUGAAAGUGUCAUGGGAUGAUGAAUCUCCUGAUUCUGGGAACUGCAAGUGGCUGGGGUGUGAGCUAAGUUGGCAUCCUAGAGUUUUGAUUGUUGCACGUUCUGAUGCUGCUUUCUUGGUUGAUUUGAGGUUUGAUCAGUAUAAGGUGACUUGUUUAGCUAAAGUUGAUAUGUUUGGCCCUUAUGCUCCUUCUGGAAUGACUCGAUUCAGAGCUUUCUCCAAGGCCAUUUCCAGUCAUUUCCACUUCAUUCUGGUAUCUGGUAGCCUGUUAGUUCUAUGUGACGUUCGUAGACCAUUUUCACCGGUGUUGCAAUGGGCGCAUGGUCUUGACAAGCCAUGCUAUGUUGAUACCUUUAGAAUAUCCGACUUAAGGUCAAAUCUGAGGGAUAGUAAUGCACAUAAAUGGGCAACUGAAUCUGGUUUCGGCAUUCUACUUGGAUCAUUCUUCAGUUCUGAGUUUAGUCUCUUUCCUUAUGGACCCCCUCUGCCUGCUCCUUAUAAGUCGAUUGCAUCGAAGAUCUCUGAAGUUUCCAAAUCCUUUUAUGCAUGGGACCUCCCUUCUAGUCUCAAUCUGCCAAAUGCUGAUUGCAUCUGUGGGAGCUGUCUUCUGAAAGAAGAGUUUUCAAAAGAUGCUCUUCAUGAAUGGCUCGACUGGAAGCAGAAGAGAGAUAUUGUCCUAGGGUUUGGCAUUCUUAGUGAAGACCUGUGCUCUUUGCUACACGAGCCUGAUGAAUUUGGUGGAUUUAGUUUGAUUAGGUUGAUGUCAUCUGGAAAGCUUGAGCUGCAGCGAUACUCUGCUUCAUGGGAUUUGGUCAGAACAUCAAACCAUCACACUGACCCAUUACUUAGUCAUGCAAAUAACUUAUACUUAUCUUUGGAGGAUGAGCGGUACAAAUUUCCUAGAAGAUAUAAAUAUUUGGAACUGGAUUAUCUCUCAGCGUACUUGAAUGGUGAUCUCUCUAAGAUCUUGGAUUUAAAUUUGAGGAAUGCUUCCGAGGUGGGUCCUUUGAACAAAGAAUCUCUUAGCCUGGACUGUCAUGAAGCAUUGUGUGAGAAGUUGAAGAUUAGUGGGCUGAAUCGGUUUAGAGAAUCUCCAAUUGUCAGCCUUGUUCUUAAUGAUGUGAACUUGCCAACAAGCAUACGUGAAGUUGCUUUGAGGAAGACGUGGGCUGGCCUGCCGAUGGAACUCCUACAGCUUAGCUUUUCUAGCUACUCGGAACUUCUUGAUGUGCUAUUAGACCAGAAGAAGGUUUCCCUGGAGUUCUUACCAGUCCCCGAUCUUCCCCAGUUGCCUCCAUUUUUCUUGAGGAAGCCCUCACAUCGUAGCAACAAAUGGUCGCAAAAAGAGUCGCGUGACGACAGUACUCUUGUGGGCCCAAUUCUUCCUCUGCCAGUUUUGAUUACAGUCCACGAACUGAAAAAUGGUGGCUGUCCAGCGAGCACCCAGGAGGAAACUGUUGAAUUUUCCGCAGAGGCUGAACUCAAUAACCAAUGCGAUGAAGUAAUGCGAAUGGCGAAGGAAGUUGCUGGAACAGAUUCCACCACUAUUUUUGGUGAUGAGAAUGCUGUAUCCCUUGCCAGUGACACUGAUGAAAUCUGGGCUAAUUCUCAGCAGCCAAAAUCUUUCAUGCUAUAUCGUCCAGCAGCAGCCGUUCAGGGAACUAGUAACGGCAACAGCAGUUAUUCUAAAGAUCACAGCUUUAGUACCUUGAUUACAAAACUGCAAAGCAAAGAAGCCGGUGCUGGUGACAUUCAAGAUCCUCACAGACACAUCUUUGAAGAUCUAUGUCCCAUCGACUUGAGGUUCGACAAAGAUCUUGGCAACUUCAGCCAGGAGGAAGCCAAGGCAUACAAUUUGUUGAAGAGAAAGUUGAUACAAUGGCAGGAACAGUUCAAACCAUAUCAAGACUUUUGUAAUCUUUUGUAA